CUCCCUGCCCCGCCUCAGGGAAGGGUGGUUAGAACAGGUGGUGUACCCCUUACCCCCACCCUCCUCUCCAUGUGCUUUUACUGCACCACAGGAAAGAGCUCCAGGGAAGACAGUGAAAGCCCAAGAACUGAAAUGGCCUCUCCUCUGGGCUCUCUCCUGGAGUGCCUACUGGGGAACACUGCCAUGUUAGCAGUCUCUUUAAAGAAUCCUUCUGACGAUGAAAUUGGCUUUGGAGUGGAGGCUUUGUUCUGUCUCUCUCUGGGCUUCUCUGUUUGGUGAAAAGCACUCAGGGCUGCACAGUGGUGCCCAGGGAGCUGGAGCAUGUUGGCUUAGGGGAGGGAAUGAGAAGGGAGACCGGAGUUUGGGGAGGGGGAGGCCGCCAGUUCCUUAUCGUCCAGCUUUAAAGACAAAGCUCCCAUUGACCCCCCCACCCCACUACCAGGGCUUGUCCCUCCAGUGAGGUCACUUUUCUAAGCCCAAAGCUCCGGGGUAGAGGGGAGUGCUGCUAAGGAUGGGGUGUCUGAGGCAGGAUGGGGCAGCCCCCUCCUCCUGGAUAGAAUUGCUUCAUUGUGGGCUGAACUGUGGCCCCGGGCACUGCCCCCACCCUCUGCCCCCAUCCCACCCUCUGCAGACACAAUAGGGGCUGUGUGCUAGCCCCAAAGAGAUGUUUAUUCCAGGGCCUAGAGAGAGGCAGGAUGGGGGCAGAGAAGUAAGUGCCUUAGUUGAGGAGAGGGUAAAUGUUCCUGCCUAAAGUGUCCUUUCCAGGGAGAAGAAAAGCCAAGCAUGUCUUACUUCUGUAUUAACCCCUCAGUGCCCAAAUUAGUGCCUGAAGGAGGCACAGUGGGGGCUCUGGUGGGAAAAGAGUCCACCUUCCUGUUUGGAACGUGUGUCCUGGGACUCUGAACGGACUGAGUGUGACCGGAGAUGCAGACAACCAGUACCAGACGCUGUACAAACUGUAUGAAAAGUGUGAGGUGGUCAUGGGUAACCUGGAGAUUGUGCUCACAGGACACAAUGCUGACCUUUCCUUCCUGCAAUGGAUCCGAGAAGUGACAGGCUACGUCCUCGUGGCCAUGAAUGAAUUCUCUGUGCUUCCCUUGCCUAACCUCCGAGUGGUCCGGGGAACCCAGGUCUACGAUGGGAAGUUCGCCAUCUUUGUUAUGUUGAACUACAACACCAACUCCAGCCAUGCUCUGCGCCAGCUCAAGUUCACUCAGCUAACAGAGAUUCUGUCAGGGGGCGUUUACAUUGAAAAGAAUGACAAACUUUGCCACAUGGAUACAAUUGACUGGAGAGACAUCGUGAGGGUUCGAGGCGCUGAGAUAGUGGUGAAGAACAAUGGUGCGAACUGUCCACCCUGUCACGAGGUCUGCAAGGGACGGUGCUGGGGUCCUGGACCGGACGACUGCCAGAUAUUGACCAAGACGAUCUGUGCCCCUCAGUGUAACGGUCGCUGCUUCGGGCCCAACCCUAACCAGUGCUGUCACGAUGAGUGUGCUGGGGGCUGCUCUGGACCUCAGGACACAGAUUGCUUUGCCUGCCGACGCUUCAAUGACAGUGGGGCCUGUGUGCCCCGGUGUCCAGAGCCUCUUGUGUACAACAAGCUAACGUUUCAGCUUGAACCCAACCCCCAUACCAAGUAUCAGUAUGGAGGAGUCUGCGUUGCCAGUUGUCCCCAUAACUUUGUGGUGGACCAGACGUUUUGUGUCAGGGCUUGUCCUCCUGACAAGAUGGAAGUAGAUAAGCACGGACUGAAGAUGUGUGAGCCUUGCGGAGGGCUGUGCCCCAAAGCCUGUGAGGGGACAGGCUCUGGAAGCCGCUACCAGACUGUGGACUCAAGCAACAUUGAUGGGUUCGUGAACUGUACCAAGAUCCUGGGCAAUCUGGACUUCCUCAUCACCGGCCUCAACGGUGACCCCUGGCAUAAGAUACCCGCACUGGACCCGGAAAAGCUCAAUGUUUUCAGAACAGUCCGGGAGAUCACAGGUUACCUAAACAUCCAGUCCUGGCCCCCUCACAUGCACAACUUCAGUGUUUUUUCCAAUCUGACAACCAUCGGGGGCAGAAGCCUCUACAACCGGGGCUUCUCCUUGUUGAUCAUGAAGAACUUGAAUGUCACAUCCCUGGGUUUCCGGUCCCUGAAGGAAAUCAGUGCUGGGCGUGUCUACAUAAGUGCCAAUCAGCAGCUUUGCUACCACCACUCUCUGAACUGGACCAGACUGCUUCGGGGGCCCUCGGAAGAGAGACUUGACAUCAAGUACAACCGGCCUCUGGGAGAAUGCUUGGCAGAGGGCAAAGUGUGUGAUCCACUGUGUUCCUCUGGGGGAUGCUGGGGCCCAGGCCCUGGUCAGUGCUUGUCUUGUCGAAACUACAGCCGGGAAGGUGUCUGUGUGACUCACUGCAACUUCCUGCAAGGGGAACCCCGGGAGUUUGUUCAUGAGGCUCAAUGCUUCUCCUGCCAUCCAGAAUGCCUACCCAUGGAGGGCACCAGCACAUGCAAUGGCUCGGGCUCUGACGCUUGUGCACGAUGUGCUCAUUUUCGUGACGGGCCCCACUGUGUGAACAGCUGCCCCCAUGGAAUCCUAGGUGCCAAAGGUCCAAUCUACAAGUAUCCAGAUGCUCAGAAUGAGUGUCGGCCCUGCCAUGAGAACUGCACCCAAGGGUGUAACGGACCAGAACUACAAGACUGUUUAGGCCAAGCAGAGGUGUUGAUGAGCAAACCUCAUCUGGUAAUAGCGGUGACGGUGGGACUGGCCGUGAUCCUCAUGAUUCUGGGAGGCUCUUUUCUGUAUUGGCGUGGACGCAGGAUUCAGAACAAAAGGGCUAUGAGACGCUACUUGGAGCGGGGUGAGAGCAUCGAGCCUCUGGACCCAAGCGAGAAGGCAAACAAAGUCUUGGCUAGAAUCUUCAAAGAGACAGAGCUGAGGAAACUUAAAGUGCUUGGCUCUGGCGUCUUUGGAACUGUCCACAAGGGGAUUUGGAUUCCUGAGGGUGAAUCCAUCAAGAUUCCAGUCUGCAUUAAAGUCAUCGAGGACAAGAGUGGGCGCCAAAGUUUUCAAGCUGUGACUGACCAUAUGCUGGCCGUUGGCAGCCUGGACCAUGCCCACAUUGUACGGCUGCUAGGACUGUGCCCAGGGUCAUCUCUGCAGCUUGUUACUCAGUACUUGCCCCUGGGCUCCCUCCUUGAUCAUGUGAAACAGCACCGUGAGACAUUGGGACCACAGCUGCUGCUCAACUGGGGAGUACAAAUUGCCAAGGGCAUGUAUUACCUCGAGGAACAUAGCAUGGUGCACAGGGACCUUGCGCUCCGGAACGUGAUGCUCAAGUCACCAAGUCAGGUCCAGGUGGCAGAUUUUGGUGUGGCUGACUUGUUGCCACCAGAUGACAAGCAGUUGCUACAUAGUGAGGCCAAGACUCCAAUUAAGUGGAUGGCCCUUGAGAGUAUCCACUUUGGGAAAUACACACACCAGAGUGAUGUCUGGAGUUAUGGUGUAACAGUUUGGGAGUUGAUGACCUUCGGGGCAGAGCCCUAUGCAGGGUUACGACUGGCUGAAAUACCAGACCUGCUAGAGAAGGGAGAGCGGUUAGCACAGCCCCAGAUCUGCACCAUUGACGUCUACAUGGUCAUGGUCAAGUGCUGGAUGAUUGAUGAGAAUAUUCGCCCAACCUUUAAAGAACUAGCCAAUGAGUUUACCAGGAUGGCCCGUGACCCACCAAGGUAUCUGGUCAUCAAGAGAGCGAGUGGGCCUGGAACACCUCCUGCGGCAGAACCCUCUGUUCUGACCACCAAAGAGUUGCAGGAGGCAGAGCUGGAGCCAGAACUGGACCUAGACCUAGACUUGGAGGCAGAGGAGGAGGGCCUGGCCACCUCCCUGGGUUCUGCUCUCAGCUUGCCUACGGGAACGCUCACCCGGCCACGUGGGAGCCAGAGCCUUUUAAGUCCCUCAUCUGGGUACAUGCCCAUGAACCAGAGCAGUCUCGGAGAGGCUUGUCUGGAUUCUGCGGUUUUGGGGGGUCGUGAACAGUUCUCCCGUCCCAUCUCUCUGCACCCAAUUCCACGGGGGCGUCCAGCAUCAGAGUCAUCAGAGGGCCACGUGACAGGCUCUGAGGCUGAACUCCAAGAGAAAGUGUCAGUGUGUAGGAGCCGAAGCCGGAGUCGGAGCCCGCGGCCUCGUGGGGACAGUGCCUACCAUUCGCAGCGACACAGCCUGCUUACUCCUGUGACCCCGCUCUCCCCACCAGGGUUAGAGGAGGAGGACGGCAAUGGCUACGUCAUGCCAGAUACACACCUCAGAGGUGCGUCCUCCUCCCGGGAAGGCACCCUCUCGUCGGUAGGUCUCAGUUCUGUGUUGGGUACUGAGGAGGAAGAUGAAGAUGAGGAGUAUGAAUACAUGAACCGGAAGAGAAGGGGUAGCCCUCCUCGGCCCCCCAGGCCUGGCUCCCUGGAAGAACUGGGUUACGAGUACAUGGAUGUGGGUUCAGACCUCAGUGCUUCUCUGGGCAGUACACAGAGCUGCCCGCUCCAUCCCAUGGCCAUCGUGCCCUCUGCUGGCACAACUCCAGAUGAAGACUAUGAGUACAUGAACCGGAGGCGUGGUGCGGGUGGCGCCGGAGGGGACUAUGCAGCUAUGGGGGCCUGCCCAGCAGCUGAGCAAGGGUACGAGGAGAUGCGAGCUUUCCAGGGGCCUGGACAUCACGCCCCCCAUGUUCGUUAUGCCCGCCUCAAAACUCUGCGUAGUUUAGAAGCCACCGACUCUGCCUUCGACAACCCCGAUUACUGGCACAGCAGGCUUUUCCCCAAGGCUAAUGCCCAGAGAACGUAAACUUCUGCUCCGUGACGCUCUGCGGGCGUGUGGCGGCAGCUAGUGCCUCUUCGAGGGUACCCCUUCCUCAUCCCUCUCUCUGAGGUCCCACCUCCAUUUCUCCAGUCCUGUACAAUGCCAUCCAGUUCCUAGAGACUUGUCAACAUAUCCCCGCAAACUUUGCGGUACGUAGCCCUGUGUGUCUCCUCUCCCAACCCCGUUCCUCCGCUUCCUCAGGGACUCUCCCUGGAGAUAUGAAGGAUUGCUCUCUGGACCCUUUUGCUCAGGUUCUUACUCAUGGGGAUUAGACUCUUAAACGUCGCCUUUCCUCCCCAUCAGACUCUGAAGAAGGGAAAUAGAGGAAAGUACACAUUUUAUGAGACUUUUAAUCCCAGGGGAAGAUUUAGAAGCUUAAAGCUUUGAGGAAUUAAAGUUAAGAGUAGAUACCAGUAACUAUGAACUGAACAUUUACUGUGAGUCAGGCACCUUCAUGCUGAACUCUGCCUACAGUGUCUCAAUUAUAAUCUUUCCAGUUUUGUGAGAUAGAACUGAUCCCACGUUUCACCAAUACAGACUCUUUUUGAGUGUUCCAAGAUAGCCAGUAGGCCCCUGAAUCUGUGAAUAAUAUUGAAUCCUGUGGUUUGUUUUUUUUUAACAUUUUAGUUGGUGUACAAAACUAAGUUCUGUGUUUAGUAACUUUUCCAUCUUAAAUAAGAACUUAUCGUUCUUUUUAGUUUGAGGUGCCACAGCAGAGGUUGUACUAAUUUUUCUAUUUUUCUAAUUUAAUGUAUUUUUAUUAUAGACAUUACCAUAUGAUCCCCUCCCCCAUGUGAAGUCAAGAACUUCCACCUUUUCUCAAAGAAAACGCUUCUCUUUGACAUGUCUGAGUUGGCAUGACUACUCCUGCACUUUGGGCCUGUUUUUAGAUAAAAUGGGUCUUUGAACACAAGUAGUAUGGUAUUGCUGUCACUCGAUCUAAUAAGCAGGUGGGUAAUUGAGUACAGAGCAAGUAGGUUAUUCAGUGUGGGCGCACUAGGCAGAGGGAUGAUUCAUCUACCAAGUGGGACAGGAAAGGGUGGCUGUGACUUCAUCGUGCUACUCAGAAUGGUGUACGAUGUAAACUGUAGGGAUUAUUUAUUUCAGGAACUUAUCAUUCAGCAUUUUCAGAUUGCAGUUGAUCACAGGUCACUAAGACUCUGGACAGACAGCAGAACCUCAGAAAAUGGGGGACUGAGCCUUGAAGAAAUAAAGCAACAGGUCCAGGAUUCAAAAUCUUCCCAUUUCUCAUACCUGUGCUUGUACUAUAAAGUGUUGUGUAAAGCUGGGUCUCACUCUGUCAACUGGCCUGAAACCAUGUAGCCCAGGAUGGCCUAGGACUCCACACACAGCAACCCUAGCUUCACCUUUUGAAGGCUGUGGCUACCAGUCACAUUUCUUUAUGCACUGAAUCAAGCAAAUGCUACCAGCCACUUUUCCUCCAGCACCCAGGCCUCUCAUCUCAGGAAGGAGUGGAGACUAGAUAGAAGGACAAGUAACCAGACAUGUUUGUGUAAGCCGCAGGCCAUACAUGUUGCAGAUACAUACUCCUUACAAGCCAAUUCGCAAAGGUUCCAAGACUUGUAUUUUAGGAGCUGUUCUCAACCAGUAAUGAGAUGGGAUAGAAAGAGGAUCCACCUUCAGACCUCAGUCUUCCUGGAUGGGAACUGGGGGGAAAAUGCUUCUUGUACCAUUAAAGUUUUUUUUUUAUACUGUCUAAAAA
This is a messenger RNA of Rattus norvegicus (Norway rat), 6561 nucleotides long. It is a transcript of the gene Erbb3, whose product is annotated as erb-b2 receptor tyrosine kinase 3. Gene Ontology annotation, molecular function: neuregulin receptor activity; protein kinase activity; ATP binding. Gene Ontology annotation, cellular component: membrane; postsynaptic membrane. Gene Ontology annotation, biological process: animal organ development; ERBB signaling pathway; positive regulation of D-glucose import across plasma membrane. NCBI's taxonomy places the organism in Eukaryota, Metazoa, Chordata, Mammalia, Rodentia, Muridae. The record is from RefSeq and is a predicted model, not a curated record.